CACAAGCUUUGGCUGACGAAACCCGGAAGUGUCGGCGGCGUGUGAGUAAGCAUUGCGACGGGACUGCAAACUUGCCAUGUUUCAGCUCACACCUCUUAAGUUACUUUUUAGGACAUAUACGCGGUAUUAACGAUGGCUGAUUCAGGUGCAGGGGAUCAUCACAUGCUCCCCCCUGGAGCAAGUGCCAGGGGCCAAAUGAUGGGCCGCCGAACACCUGCUACUAUCUCUGCUGGCCGCCUCCCUACAAUGCGUUCUAGAGACCUCACCUUGGGGGGAGUAAAAAAGAAAACAUUCACACCCAACAUCAUUGGCCGUAAAGUUAGAGAAGACACUAAGGAUGAGGGCACGCCAAGGAGGGACAAGGAUUCAACCCGAGGCAGAGGUUCAAGAGAUAGAGGCAGGGGUCGGGGUCGUGGUCGGGGUCUCCCUGACACCAUCCAGUCCCAUUCUAUUUUUGAGCAGGGCCCUACAGAAGCGGCCGUUAAAAGAAUAGCCGGUUAUCAAAGUGAAAGAGAAGCCCCAAGCAUGGGACUCUCACCCAUCAUCAAUAUCAAAAAAGAGAAGAGAGAAACCGAGGAAGAGACCAAAGAGAUCCUGCGCAAACUGGAUCGAGACGACUUUAUAGAUGAUCAUUUAUUGAGGGGUGAACAGAGGAGCUGCCCGGUUCAGCUUCCUCUUGCUGUGUCAGGAUGGAGUUUCAAGGAAGAAUCGAGUGCCCCUCGUGUUAAAAUUGAGAAGAUGGAUGAAGACGAUCCCAUGGAGCCUGCAGUACAAAUAAAGGAGGAGCAAGAGGAAGUAGAAAUAAAGAAGACCGAGGCCACUUAUAAGCUUCCUCCGCUGCCGGAGCCUGAGGUUCUACAAGACCUGCUCCACAAGUGGAGUCUGAGCAAAAAUGAGGAGCUGUUCUUCAUGCAGCUGCCCGACUCACUGCCUGGCCAGCCACCCACCAAGGAGUACAAGCCUAUAAAAACGGAAGUGCAGUCUGAGGAUGGACAGUCUGUUCUACUAAAAACAGAGACUGAGGAGGAGCAAGUGGAUGAUAAUAGUUGUAAUUUAAAAGACCUGCGAGAUGGUCUUGUUGGGAAGAUGCUGGUGCGGAAGUCUGGCCGAGUGCAGCUCAUAAUGGGACAAGUCUCAUUGGACGUGUCCCUCGGAGCAUCAUGCGCUUUCUUUCAGGAACUUGUAUCUGUUAGUACGGAGGGACGAACAGGAGACUUGACCGUGUUAGGUAAUGUUAAACACAAAAUAGUUUGCUCCCCAGACUUUGAAUCUCUGCUGGAGAGCAGAUGAUGAUGUGUAAAUCUUUGACAGUUUGGGAUUUGCUCUGUUGUGUCAUAUCAAAGUAGGAAAUAUACCCUAAACUCUAAAGAAAAAACUGGAAAGAAGACCAGUAUUCUAUUACUAGCAUUGAUUGCAGUGGUAUGCCAUAUUUAUGUUUCAUUUUCCUUCAUCUAAAACGAUUUGACAUGACUGUACAUUGAUGUAAAUGUGUGAAUAAAUGUUUUUUUUGUUAUUAAAAUGAAAAAUCAC
This is a messenger RNA of Entelurus aequoreus (snake pipefish), 1530 nucleotides long. It is a transcript of the gene polr3d, whose product is annotated as polymerase (RNA) III (DNA directed) polypeptide D. Gene Ontology annotation, molecular function: DNA binding. Gene Ontology annotation, cellular component: RNA polymerase III complex. The transcript has 9 exons. NCBI's taxonomy places the organism in Eukaryota, Metazoa, Chordata, Actinopteri, Syngnathiformes, Syngnathidae. Gene Ontology annotation, biological process: transcription by RNA polymerase III. The record is from RefSeq and is a predicted model, not a curated record. The coding region runs from base 133 to 1290 and encodes 385 amino acids.